GAUUCUGUUGAACGAGGACGCCUGCUGUUGCGAGGGUUUUUGUUGUUAAACCCAGCCAAGUCACCCCCACCGAGGCGACGAUUCGACGCCGGUCGGGGCGCCCAAGCAAUCUCCGCAGCUUCUCUUCCAGUUUCUUUGCUCUCCGGAAUUGACAUUCGCGAGGAUUUUUACAAUGGGAACAUCUUCUAAGCGAGCGAGAAAGGUUCGAAGCGUUUCGGAGGACGGCAGUGAUCUAGAGGAUGGGAAGCCAUUGGUUGAGGAGAUGAAUUCCGACCUUGAUGUCGAAGAAGGUGAUAGUGGAAUGGAUGAUGGCAGCGAUGAGGAGGAGGAGGAGGAUGAAGAAGAAGUAAGUGAUGAGGACGAAGACGCCAGUUCGGGUGACGAGGAGGGGCAGAUUCAUGGUAGAGCAGAUGACGAGAUGAAAGAACUGGAGAAGGAGUAUAUGGAUCUUCAGAACCAGGAGCAAGACAUACUGAAGAAUCUCAAGCGACAUAAGGAUGAAGAUCUUCUAAAAGGUGAAGCAGUACAGAAUCAGAAGGCUUUGUGGGACAAAACUCUUGAAUUGAGAUUUUUACUUCAGAAAGCAUUCUCAAGUUCAAACCGGUUACCCCAGGAAUCUGUAAGGUCUACAUUUUGCGGGUUAGAUGAAAAUGUCAAUAAAGCCUAUGUAGAUGUGAUAGCAUCCACCAAGGAGACGUUGGGUUCCAUUUUGGAGCUGCAGGAGGCUUUGCUCGACAAUAAUCCAGCCAUUGCUCAUUCAGCAGAAGGUAAUUCUGCUCAAUCAAAAAGGCAAUUGGAGGAUUAUAAGAGCAACAAUGGGCAUACUGAUGACGAAUGGUUGCAAAUUUCACAGAUGCAUAGAAGAAUGGCUCAUUUUAGAGACAAGUCAGUAGACAAAUGGCAUAGAAAAACACAGGUGACAACUGGUGCUGCAGCUAUGAAAAACAAAUUACAUGCUUUUAAUCAGAAUAUCAGUGAACAAGUGUCUACUUACAUGAGGGAUCCCAGCCGAAUGGUUAAGCAGAUGCAACAGAGAAGGUCAACUGUUGGCAUUUUUGGGUCGGUACCUGAGCAUGUGGAUAACACCAACAAAGAGGAGGCAAAUGCAGAGGGUGACACAGAACUUUUGGAUGACACAGAGUUUUAUCAGCAGUUGCUGAAGGAAUUUUUUGAGACAGUUGACCCAACAUCAUCAGAGGCUGCUUUUUAUGCUUUAAGGAGACUACAAACUAAGAAGAGAAAGGUAGUCGAUCGGCGUGCUUCCAAGAGUCGGAAGAUAAGGUACCAUGUACACGAAAAGAUAGUCAACUUCAUGGCUCCUCAGGCCAUGAACAUGCCUCCCAUGGCGCCCAAAUUGUUUGAGAAUUUGUUUGGAUUGAAGACGCAAAAACCUGGUUCCGUGGCCUAGUGCUCCCAUCAACCUAGGUUGGUUCAGCCUUGUUGGGGAUUUCGAGAUUUUGAAGCAUGAAGCUGAGGCAUUAGGAGCUGGCAGCUGAAGAGCAAUUCAGCUCCUGAUGAUACUACAGAGCCAAAAACCGGAGGGCACGGGUCAACCAUUCAAUAUCAAUGGGAGAUGACGAUUUUAGAAAGUUCAAAGUUUGUUAUCCUGCACACUGCAUAGUCAUGACUCCCAUCGUGGGGUUGUGCAAACGGGACGUUCCGUGCCUGUUGUUUGUCUGCGCACGGGCAUAGUCACCCUGAUUCAUCUUUAAGUUGGUUACAGAAUAGCCUUGAGCAAGAUCAUCUCUGCUGUUUUCUCCUCAUCUAACUUGGGAUAAGAACACGAUAGGACUAUUGUAAGUUUCCUUGGAGACAGACAAAUCAUUUAGUGCAUGGGAUCUGCAAUUUGAGGAGGAAAGAAAACUAUAACACAAAGAUUGUUUGCCCCAUUUGUAUUGCUAUC
This is a messenger RNA of Eucalyptus grandis, 1903 nucleotides long. RefSeq lists its product as uncharacterized. The transcript is spliced from 14 exons. Lineage: Eukaryota; Viridiplantae; Streptophyta; Magnoliopsida; Myrtales; Myrtaceae. The record is from RefSeq and is a predicted model, not a curated record. Gene Ontology annotation, cellular component: nucleolus; nucleus. Bases 173 to 1408 code for a protein of 411 amino acids.